GGGAGUACAUGGCUCGGUCCCCUAAAGCGGAACAGACGCACCGCAAAGAACCAAACGGGAGAAGAGGUUGAGGAGGCGUCGGUUUGAACGGAGCUGCUCUGUUGAAAUCACAAGAGACUGGUGAAGCUGCCACGCGAGUGAGACUUGGGGAUACGACAACGAACAAAAGAGGAACGUCCCAAAUGGUACAAAGACUUUAAAAAUACAUACAAUAUACCUGUCAUCAAGGAAGUCCUGAAACGGGAGCGAGUCAAGAAUGUCUGGAGAAGCAGGUCUGAUCUACUUGGUGACUGGGGGUUGCGGUUUUCUUGGUCAGCACCUUCUGCAAAUCUUAUUGGAGAAAGAAGACAAAGUGAGCGAAAUUCGACUUUUUGACAAACAGACCGAUCCUAGUUUACAAAAUCACAGUACAGAGGGGGUGAAGGUGGUGGUGACACAGGGAGACAUCACCGACUAUCCCAGUGUGCUGGCAGCAGCCCAGGGUGCAGACCUGGUCAUCCACACAGCCAGCCUGGUGGACGUUUGGCACAGGGUCCCUGAACAGGCUAUCCAUGCUGUCAACGUCCAAGGCACAGUGAACGUGAUCAAUGCAUGUGUGGAGAGUGGGAUUCAGUAUUUGGUCUACACAAGCAGUAUGGAGGUUGUAGGACCCAAUGUUAAGGGAGAUCCUUUCAUCAGGGGGAACGAGGACACAGUGUACAAUGUGUGCCAUGAGAUGCCCUACCCCAAGAGCAAGGCAGAGGCAGAGAAAUUGGUACUGGAGGCCAAUGGCAAGAAGGUGAGUGGAGGGGCACGUCUGUACACUUGUGCCCUUCGUCCCACUGGGAUUUAUGGAGAACAGCACCAGCUGAUGAAGGACUUCUACCAGAUGAGUGUGCGCACUGGAGGCUGGGUGAUCCGGGGGGUCCCCCAUAACACAGAGCACGGCCGUGUGUAUGCAGGCAAUGUGGCCUGGAUGCACCUGCUGGCAGCAAGGUCCCUGCGAGAGCACCCCCACAGACUGGGAGGGGAAGUGUACUUCUGCUACGACGACUCGCCAUACAAGAGCUAUGAGGACUUCAACAUGCAGUUCCUGUCAAAGUUUAACUUCCGUGAGGUCCAGAUACCGCUGUGGCUGCUGUGGAUGGUUGCGUGUCUGAACGACCUGCUGCACUGGCUACUUAAGCCAGUGUGGAGAUACACGCCGCUGCUCAACCGCUACACGCUGGCUGUGGCCUGCACCUCCUUUACUGUGGGCACCGACAAGGCUGAGCGCCAUUUCCAGUACCACCCACUGUAUGACUGGGACCAGGCCCGGGCUCGCACCCAAAGCUGGGUCAACACUUUCGCACACAAUGCCAAGGACUCCUGACCCAGUGGGGCAUAGGGGACAUCCCCUGAAAUGUGUAAGAUGAAAUUCUUUUGAGUUGCUUGCAGAAUUUCUCCAGCAGCAGAUCCAGGGGAUCAUGAUUUAUUCUGUGUGAUUUGUGUGCUUCUGAGAAUCAUUCUGCCUUUUCUUCCAUAAACAGUGGAUCAGGAACAACUUUUGCUGUUCUGGUUUGUCUGCCAAUUUUUCUGUUUCGUUAUUUCCAUUAUCCUUUGUAUUGGUGAUCAUUUCUCACACUCAUUCCCACCCCUCUCUUUCCCUCCCUUUUCCUCCUUUCUUCUCUAUCUGCCCCUCUGUGUAUGUAUUUAUCUAUGUAGUAUCUUCCUGGAGGCUAUCCGCCUCCUGCAAAGUAGUCAGUAUACAAAUAGCAAUAACUGAAGCUAAAAGAAGUAUUAGAAAUUAUAUAAAAAUAUUAACAUACAUAGAGAGAGAGGGAGAGAGUGAACUAUGUAGUUAUAUUUAUGUAAGCACAUAUUUGAUGAUGUAAUUUUUUUUUAAGUUUAGCACACUGAAAUGGAUCAUCAAAGAUGUGCAUAUAUAUUUGUGUUCCACAGUUUAUCAUCAGCAAUAAGCACACUACAUUGUAUUACAGCAGCUUUUCCUAGCACUGAUUGUGACAGUGUAAUAACAGUAUUUUUGUUUUCAACAUUAUGCUUUUCUGCAAAAGUAUACAUGUACAUGCCACCUUUAUGACUGUUUAUUCAUGUUCACAGUGAAAAUAGUCUCACUGCUCUUUAAAAUUCCAUUUGACAAAGCAAGUCCUCCAGACAAAGCCAAAGUGCAUUCAUCACAGCACUAUCACGCUGGUUAACAAAGUGAACCUCAGACAUUUCACUUAGUUUCAAUUCAUUAUGGCUGUAAAUGGUGCAGGUCAAGCAUAGGCUAUUGCCAUUGGUUUGAUGGCACAGGUCAGCUUUCCAUUGCAAAACACUAUGAUUCAUUUUAGGCAUUAUUUACUGCAGUUCUCCUUUGAGUUGUUACUUGGCAUCCAGACAGAUGAGUCGGUAUACAUGGGUAUGCCAUCUGAAUUAUUUUGGGGUUUUUUUUAUGUAUGUGUUGAAAUGUCUUUUUUUGGCUGGCUUGUGGGAGAAGUGUUGUCAUGGCAACUGCUGUUGAGCAUGUUUUCAGAAAUUGUGUUGUGCAUUCACAAUGUUUUUCAAUGCAUGAAAAUGACAACAGUAUUAAUAUGCAAGAUCCAUAUUUUGUACUCAAUCAGCAGUAUCUCUGCCUACACUAAACACAUUUUAGUUUCAGGUGUCAUUUGUAAAUCUGUUCGUCAGCACCAUUAACCCCACUACAUGAUUACGACAGCUAACAAAGUUUUAAAAAAUUACAAUAAUAACACUCCAUUAACUUUGUGGAUCAACAUACCAGGAGCAUAAUUUAACAUCCUGACUGAAUGUAGAUGGUUUUGAUUAUGAAUUUUUGUAAACUGGAUUAUAUUCCUUUAUUUCCCUUUUGAUCAAUCAGAGCUCUUUUGAUUCAAAGCACAAAAUAACACA
Molecule: messenger RNA, 2868 nt
Organism: Megalops cyprinoides (Indo-Pacific tarpon)
Lineage: Eukaryota; Metazoa; Chordata; Actinopteri; Elopiformes; Megalopidae
Product: 3 beta-hydroxysteroid dehydrogenase type 7-like
Exons: 7
Coding region: 257-1351 (364 amino acids)
Biological process (GO): steroid biosynthetic process
Molecular function (GO): 3-beta-hydroxy-Delta5-steroid dehydrogenase (NAD+) activity
Source: RefSeq, a predicted model, not a curated record